This is a messenger RNA of Onychomys torridus (southern grasshopper mouse), 1857 nucleotides long. It is a transcript of the gene Chrdl2, whose product is annotated as chordin like 2. Gene Ontology annotation, molecular function: protein binding. The coding region runs from base 1 to 1782 and encodes 593 amino acids. Lineage: Eukaryota; Metazoa; Chordata; Mammalia; Rodentia; Cricetidae. The record is from RefSeq and is a predicted model, not a curated record. The transcript has 13 exons.
AUGAGUUAUGGAAUCACAGGCUGCCUGGGCUGCUGGGGUCUGAGUCAGUGGGAGCGUGCUCUGCACGAGCCUGGCACGUGCCAAGUGGCGGUGCCUCACCUGUGCAGCCCCCUGGGCUCCACUCGGCGCCUCGCCUGGAGCGGAGGUUCCGAGCCCUCCACGAGAGGGGAGGGGGAAAAUGGGCUUGUUUCUCGGGUGGCCAAUCCACGAGCUCGAGGUGCUUCAGAGGAGGCGCUAGCACUAGGCCGGCCCGGGGCUGCAGGCUUCCCGCGGCAAAGUACAAAUGCUCCCGAGCGCGGCGUCUGGAGCCCAAGGCGUGCACAGCGGCCGCGCUCAGCCUCCCCCGCGCCGCCACCGAGGGUCCUGCCGCCCCGUGGCGCCCCAGGCCGGUGCCGGACCCCGCACCGCUGCGCCCGCUGCCAGCCAGCAGCAGUCCUACUCGACCCCGGGGACUUAAUUGUGUUCCUCUCAGAGGCUGACUUUCUCCCGGCUCAUCCUCGGGGUUGUCUGACCUUGGGGCCAGGAGAGUUGAAACAGACCCUGACUCAAUAUAUAAGACUAACAUCCCUCGUUGGCUUGCCAGGCCCAGGCAAAGUCUGCCUUUUCGGUGAGAAGAUAUAUACCCCCGGCCAGAGCUGGCACCCCUACCUGGAACCACAAGGCACGAUAUACUGUGUGCGAUGUACCUGCACUGAGAGCGGCCAUGUGAAGUGUUACCGCCUCCGAUGCCCGCCCCUCCACUGCUCACAGCCUGUGAUGGAGCCACAGCAGUGCUGCCCCAGGUGUGUGGAUCCUCAUGCCCCCUCUGGGCUUCGGGCCCCCUUAAAAUCCUGCCAGCUCAACGAGACCACAUACCAACAUGGAGAGAUCUUCAGUGCACAGGAGCUGAUCCCCACUCGCCUGUCCAACCAGUGUGUCCUCUGUAGCUGUAUUGAGGGCCACACUUACUGCGGUCUCAUGACCUGCCCUGAACCCGGCUGCCCCACCCCACUCCCUCUGCCUGACUCUUGCUGUCAGACCUUCAAAGACAGGACAAGUGAGAGUUCCACUGAGGACUUAACACAGUUGCAGCCUGGAGAGAGACAGGAUCCACACUCGGAGGAUGGAAAGAGGAGAGGCCCCAGCACUCCAGCCCCCACCAGCCUCAGCUCCCCCCUGGGCUUCAUCCCUCGCUACUUCCGGCCAAUAGGAACAGGUAGCACUACUAUCAAGAUUAUCCUGAAGGAGAAGCACAAGAAAGCUUGCACCCACAAUGGGAAGACGUACUCCCACGGGGAAGUGUGGCACCCUACUGUGCUCUCCUUCGGUCCCAUGCCCUGCAUCCUGUGCACGUGUGUGGAUGGCGACCAGGAGUGCCAUCGAGUCACCUGCCCCACCCAGUACCCCUGCAGUCAACCCAAGAAAGUAGCUGGGAAGUGCUGCAAGAUCUGCCCAGAGGAUGAGGAAGAUGCCAACCACAGUGAGGUCAAUUCCACCAAGUGUCCCAAGGUGCCAGGCCAGGUCUCUGUGUACACAUUGCUAUCUCCAAGCCCAGAUGGCCUGCAUCGCUUUGUCCUGGAGCAUGAAGCCUCUGACCAGGUAGAGAUCUACAUCUGGAAGCUCGUGAAAGGAAUCUUCCACUUGGUUCAAAUCAAGAGAGUCAGGAAGCAAGAUUUCCAGAAAGAAGCCCAGAACUUCCGGCUGCUCACCGGCACCCAUGAAGGUUACUGGACCAUCUUCCUAGCCCAGACUCCAGAGCUGAGAGUCACAGCCAGCCCAGACAAAGUGACCAAGACAUUAUAACAAGGACCUAAACAGUUGCAGAUAUGAGCUUUAUUGUUUUUGUUAUUAUAUGUUAAUAAAGAAGUUGCAUUACCC